Molecule: messenger RNA, 271 nt
Organism: Amoebophrya sp. A120
Lineage: Eukaryota; Dinophyceae; Syndiniales; Amoebophryaceae
Source: the annotation of a GenBank genome assembly
CGAAGAGCCUAACGCCCUGGAUGUAUGAAAAGAUCCAGCAGUGCUUUGUCGAUCGCUUCGGAAAAUACUCGGGCUGGGCGCAUUCGGUGCUGUUUGCCGCCGAAUUGCCGGCGUUUAGGCAGGUGGUGAAAGAAGUAGAUGAAGGUGAGGUAUGAUAAGAAGUAAUGGGUAGGAACAGGAAGAACAACGGUGGACGUGGACGAGAUAAAAGCUUGAAGCAAAGAGUUGCAGUAGAGUUUUCGCUGAUGUUCUUCGCAAAUUUAGAAUAGGG